GGAUGCCCAGCUUCGGUCGCCUAGGCAAGCACAGCAACCGUUCGCAGCACGCGGUUGCAGAGGCGCCGCCACAGCAGCAGCAGCAGCAGCAGCAGUCCGGAGCAGCGUCGUCGUCGUCGGCGACUACAAGAGCACCAGCAGCGACGACGGCUGAGGCAGAUUUGCAGCAGGACGCGACCCCUCACGCCUCGCUCCACCACCUCUUCAACGGCUCGCAGACGUCACUCAACGACCUCGCCGGCUACCACCAGGGCCAGCCCGGCGCUGCCUCCGCCUCCGCCUCCGCCCUCCAGACGUCUGCCGCGCCCGAGAAGCGCUCGGCCCGCAAGAUCAUCAAGGGCAUCUUCUCCGGCCGCAGCCACGACAGCCACCGCGACCAGCAGGCCCCCGCCUCUCAGUCGUACGACAACACCGUAGGGCUCGCCCGCCGGCCGUCCAAGCGCAUCAGCAACAGCGGCCCGCCCAACGUCAAGACGGGCCUGUCGCCGAACCCUGACCGCGAUUGGCACACGCCCAGCUCGUCGGUCCAUCAGACCUCGCCGCUGCAAGGAGUGGGCGAGGCUGACGAGUACGGCUACGCUGAGCACAGCCAGCAGCUCCAGCACCAACCGCAGCUCCAGCACCAACAGCACGACCAGUACCAGCAGCACCAGGACCCCCGGCUCUCCGUGCCCGUGCCGCCCAUCAACACCAUCCACGACGCAGCCGGCGCCGACGACAUCACAUCACCCUACGACGAGGGCUAUCACCAGCCGCUGCCUCCCCCGCCGUCUCAGCUGCAGCCCCAGCCCGCUCACACACAGGUGCUUGCAUCCCAGGAGUCCCUGCACCAACAGCUCCAGCUACAUCAGCAGCAGCAACAGUUUGAACUGCAGCUACAGCAACAACAACAGCAGCAGCUUCACUACGACCCCCAGCAGGUCAGCUACGAUCAGCAGGGCCACCAUCAGCAGCAGCAGCAACUGCCACCACCACCCCAGCAGUAUUACACCGCUAGCUCACCGCAAGAUCAGUAUCAUCAGGCGACGGAUCCGCGCAUCGUCACCACGCAUUUGGGCCAACAGCAGCUGCACCAGCAGCAGAACCCGGAAACCGUAUCCCAGCUGUCACGCGAGUCCCCUAUCCCCGACGCGGACCAGCGAUCGCUGAACCAGCAGCUGGAGCAGCAACCGUCACCUGCCAUCCACUACUCGGUGCCGGCUCAGGAGUCCGUCUCGAGCAUCACUCUGCCGCCCGCCCAGCCGUCGAACCAGCAGCAGCAGCAGCUCUCGCAACCUGCCAUGGCACCACCAGGAGCAGGAGGCGCGCCUACAAACCGUCGAACCGCAGACGCUGACAAGGCCCUUCCCGGCGCACCCCCGGGAUUCCGCAUCACUCACACCAACUCCAACAUGAGCCAGCUGCCCGGCGCGCCUCUCCAGCCCGGCCAGCAGCCUACCGGUGGUGCAGUCUCCGGUGCUGGCGCUGCCGCCGCCGCCGGCAAUGCUGGUAACGCGGGUGCUCCUCCGCGAUAUGAAGCAGCGAGUGGCGAUCAAGGGCGGAAUAGUCCUCAGCCCUCGACCCACGAGCGCGACAAUGCCGAAUCGGAAAAGGCCUUUAAGGAACUGCUAACAAAGUACAAAAACGUGAAGCGCCUCUACUUUGACGGCAAAUCGCAAAUCGAGCAGCUCAAUGGCCAGGUCGAGCAUCUGCAGAAUACCGUCGCCAACCAGCGCAUGUCCCAGUCGCGGACUGCGCUCGACGACAACGAGUACGUCAACAGGUUCAACCGGCUCAACGGCGCCAUCAACAACCUAUCGUUCAACAUUCGCAAAGACUGGCGACGCCUGCCCCAAUGGCUCGAGAAGUUUGUCAGCCCAGACGCCCUCAAGACGGGAAAGCAGGAGAUGACGGCGGUGGGCAGAGCCGUCAUCACCAAGUGGGUGGUGGAUGAGGUCUUCAACAAGGUGUUCCACCCGGAUCUGGACGCCGCCUUCAGCGCCCAGCUCAAGGAGAUUGAGCUCCACAUCCGCGGCAACGCGUACACGAUGCACAGCCAGGAGGAGUUUGACGCGCUGACGACCAAGGUGGUCAACUGGCGGAUGGCGACGCUGGACGGGCUGCAGCACAAGCUCAACUCGACGACAUCGGCGGACAACCGCACGACGCUCAUCACCAAGAUGACGACCAACCUGGCGGCCCACCUGUACCAGUUCCUCGUCGAGCCGCCGCCGGCCGGAGUGGAAGGCAGCACGUCGAUGAUUGUGGAGCUGGCCGUGGGCAUUGCCGCCAACCUGCCGCGAGAGAGCCGGGACGUGACCAUUAUGUACCCGCUACCCGGAGAUGUGCUGCAGGCGGCCUUUAUGGAGGUUGAAAAGGGUGGUCUUCCCUCUCUGGACGGCCAGAAGGAGGGAGAGGCCAAGCCGGAUGCCGAAGCAGACAAGGACAAGAAUGGCAGCAGCGGAGACUCCAUCAAGGCUGGGUUCCCUAAAGACGGUAGCCGAGUGCGAUUUGCAGGAUUUGUGGCCAUCGAAGUAAGAGGGCGGCAGGUCUUGAUGAAGGCACCGGUAUGGACGUUGUAA
Trichoderma citrinoviride is the source of this 2561-nucleotide messenger RNA. RefSeq lists its product as hypothetical. The annotation marks the transcript as partial. The record is from RefSeq and is a predicted model, not a curated record. NCBI's taxonomy places the organism in Eukaryota, Fungi, Ascomycota, Sordariomycetes, Hypocreales, Hypocreaceae. The transcript is spliced from 4 exons.